AUGCCGAUAACAUUCUGUCGUAUCCACGUUGUAAACGUGCAUGCCUGUAGCUGUAUACCAAAGUCGGGUGUUCGUGGAGUGUUGGACGAGCUGGUGGAGUUGGGAGCAAUAGACCUCACUGCUACUGGUGAUAGAUGGCUCGAUGAGUUACAGGCCAAGGAGCAGAAGGACUUUGAGCUCCAGAAGGAACUCGGUGAGAACAACUGGAUGGUCAGUCGAGUCGCUUUGGUGUACCAAGACCAAGUACAGAGGACCACUGGCGAUAGGGAUAUCACUCAUGUGCUGAAAGUGCCCGCUCCGAGAGACGCUAUUAUCACUUGGUGGAUUAACCUGCAUAAGGAGAUGGGCCGGCCAUUCACGCACAACAACAACGCCUUGAAUGCAGAUGAGGUCGUGCCAGUAUACUCUCCCGAAGGUCAGUGUAUCGGUGCAGUAGUGCGAUGGACCAUUACCUACCACAAGUCGUUUAGAUGCACCUAUCUGGUCAUUCGUAAUAAACCCACUGGUAAAUACUAUGUCCAGCAGCGAACUGAUAUCAAGGACUAUAUGCCGGGACGAUGGGAUCCCGUUCCUGGUGGUACUAUGGGUGUUGGAGAGACCCCUGAGGUGAAUGCUCAUCGAGAGCUCAAGGAGGAGAUGGGCAUCGACAUCGCGGAAGGCGACUUUAAGAAGCUCUUUGUUCAGGUUUCUCAUGAAGCACCUCUACGCGUUUUUGGUCAUGUCUUCUUGUGUGAGACCGACCUGCCGGUGGAGUCUCUCAAACUGCAGGAGUGCGAGGUGAAACAGUGCAAGUUGAUGACUGAAGAUGAAAUUAUGGCGAUGGAUACUUCGGAGGUCGUUCCGGACAGCAUGGUGGUCUUCCGUCGCUAUCUACAACAACAGCAGCAGGAAUCAUCAUAA
Molecule: messenger RNA, 900 nt
Organism: Perkinsus marinus ATCC 50983
Lineage: Eukaryota; Perkinsozoa; Perkinsida; Perkinsidae
Product: nucleoside diphospahte hydrolase, putative
Exons: 8
Coding region: 1-900 (299 amino acids)
Source: RefSeq, a predicted model, not a curated record